This is a messenger RNA of Cloeon dipterum, 1985 nucleotides long. RefSeq names its product acyl-coenzyme A thioesterase 9, mitochondrial-like. The coding region runs from base 260 to 1579 and encodes 439 amino acids. The record is from RefSeq and is a predicted model, not a curated record. Gene Ontology annotation, molecular function: fatty acyl-CoA hydrolase activity. Lineage: Eukaryota; Metazoa; Arthropoda; Insecta; Ephemeroptera; Baetidae. Gene Ontology annotation, cellular component: mitochondrion. The transcript is spliced from 10 exons. Gene Ontology annotation, biological process: acyl-CoA metabolic process.
ACAGCAUUCCGUAAAUAAUGGAAAAUUUGCGAAUCUUGGAGUAGGCGUGGCUCAAACGACGAGGAGCUAAGGGCAGGAGCUAACUUGCGUUCUGUGAACGUAACAUAAACACAAUAAGAUUAAGAUUCGCAAUUCUGAGGCGAUGCCACUUUAAACAAAGGGGUUUUGGCGAAAUUCCACCGGGGCUCACAGUUAAAUUGGCAUUCUGUUGAUCCCGCAAAUCUUCCCUGUUUGAUUCAAGGUACAUAUACAUAACACCAUGUCGACAACUGCAGGAAUUUCGGCCUUGAAGUUCUUACAUGGCAUCGGCAGACAAAGAUCCUUUGGGCCUAGAAUCCUGACUCAAUGUAUGGGCAAAUUCUUGCACACCAAGCAGGGCGAGCACCAGACCAUGCAGCAUGUCAAAGAAAGGCUGGUGGAACAUAUGGGCGUGAGCCAGGGCUACAAGCCUCUGCAGAUGCAGCGGUCCCACCUGCUAGACAUGCUGCCGUGCAGCCAGUCCGAGCUGCCCAUCAGAGCCCCAAGUGACUCGUUUGACUCAGCAAUCAUCCCUCUCAGCAGCUCACCGAGUCUACAAGAGAAGUAUAUCACCUUCCUCGGACACGUUCGCACUGGCCGACUCAUGGAAGACAUGGAUCUCUUCGCAGUGUGGGUUGCACACAGGCACAUCCUGAAUCCCCGUCAAAAGGAAGGAAUGCCAACUCCUUAUGUGUUGGUCACGGUUCUAGUUGACCAGAUCAACUUUGAAGACAUCAUACCUAAACCGGAUUGCGACAUUCGGUUGUCAGGCCAUGUCUCCUGGGUCGGGCGCUCCUCAAUUGAGAUAACAGUUUGGCUGGAACAAGAGCAUAUUGGCACUUGGCAGCGUUUGACCCGUGCAACUUUUCUGAUGGCUGCUCGAGACCCGACAGGCCACGGCCCAGCCAUUGUCAAUGCGCUUGAGCCCGUAACGCCAGAAGAAAAGGCGCGGUACAAUUAUGGAGAAAUGAAUAAGAAGAGAAGGACUGCCGUACAGAGAGCUUCACUUUUGAAAACAGGGCCAUCAGCUGAGGAACAGGCCAUUAUCCAUGAGCUUUUUUUGCAGACUGUUGACCCCAAGGACACAACGUUCCAUCGAAGAAUCGUCCCAAUGCAUGCGAUGUGGAUGGAAGAAGCCACUUUGACCAACAUCGUCUUCUGUCACCCUGAGGACAGAAAUCUGCACAACAAAGUUUUCGGCGGCUUCUUGAUGCGUCAAGCGCUUGAGCUGUCAUGGGCUGCUGGCUACCUGUACAGCAAGUUCAGGCCUAAGCUUUGCCACAUCAGCGACAUCGGCUUUCACAAACCUGUGGAUGUCGGAUCCCUGCUGCGGUUGAAAGCCUUUGUCAACUACACGGAAUCAAAUUAUUUGCAGAUUGUGUGUCACGCAGAGGUGUUUGACCCUCGCACUGGUCAGCACAACACUACCAACCAGUUUCAUUACACGUACGAGACGCCGGAUCAAGUUCCAAAACUCUAUCCAAAAACUUAUGAUGAGGCCAUGAUGUAUCUUGAUGGAAGACGGCAUUUCCAGCAUGUGAUGGGCCUUUCUGGCAAAUAAUUAUUGUUAGAAGAAGAGCUUUAAAUGUCAUACUUGCGAUGUUCAUAAUCAAAGUGGUGGUAUUUUUCUGUUGGUAUGCACUGCUUGCGCUCUGAAAAUUGCAACAAUACUGUUUUUGUAUUGAAAGUAUGGAAAUGGAAAGAAUGAACUGUCAUAUAUUGUUAUUUGACUCACGCACUUAAACAGAAUUAGCCCUUGAUGUGUUAAAUAUGUAUUCUAUUCAAUGUGACUAACCAAGACUAAUUGUACUCUUCGUCUCAUUUGAGCUGAGCUCUCUUCAAUGUUAUUUAUUUUUUGAUAUGUAAUAAGAGCUGUGAAAAUAACUUAUUAAUUAUAAAAUCUUGUUGAUAAUAACAGGUAAAUAUAAAUUUAUUAAACUGAAACAAUAAAAUUUAUGUUCAAAGCA